UGCCACAGUCACCUUGCUCAGUGUUCACUGCUCAGUGUCUGUUGGGGAGUGAGGCGGUGAGGGUGUGCAUGACGUAAUUGGGCGUCGUAUACUAGUCGAUCCAUUUAGACAAGUGACUAAAGGCGUCUCUUUUAUCAUGCACAACUGACGGGAUCGAGCGUUGCAAGGAAUAGACCCAAGAGGAGUCGCGUUUGGGCAGAGAGUGAAAGUGAGUGCGUGUGGUGUUAGUAUUCUGGAGGAGCGGCGGCGUGCGGUGCGGGCAGGAGAGGAGGAGGCGUGUUCGGGGAAAGGAGCUCCUGGCUGGGGCUCGAGGGACACCUCCUCUGGUGGCGCCGCGACACCUGCCCAGCCCUCGACACACCUGGUGCUUGCUCUUCACUGGCAGUAGUGCAUGGUUUCUAAUCACUGGUUUCAUCGGCGUCUCGUCUGCUUCCGUUCCGUCACCAUCACCUGUCACUGCAUCUCCGUCCCGAGUCACACGUAGAGAGACAAGGCGCACGGCUGAACACACACACACACACACACACACACACACACACACACACACACACACACACACACACACACACACACACACACACACACGCACGCUUUCCCUCGCCACCAGGAACUCCGCGUGGUAUCAGUUCCUUGAUCUCCCUUCACCACCACCACCACCACCACCACCACAAUGAGUAUGGAAAGACUGGGCCCCUCGUCUUCCCGGUAUGUUGACUACACACAGCCGGGGCCGAGUGGGUACCGGGCGCCCCCAUCCGUUAGUAGCUACGAGUACUCACCCCCUCAGCGACCUCCACGCAGAGACAGGAGCCGAUCCAGGUCCAGGGACAGGGAACACUCCAGUAGAAGCGGUUACUCCAGUAGGGAGGUAUAUUACAAUCCUGGACUGGAAGAUGACCGCGCUCCUAGCGACCGUGCCGAGAGUGAGUUCACCGUCAGGAAUGAGGCAGUGAUUAACCCGCAGCUGGAGGAGGAGCGGCGGGCGGCGUCUAGAGCAGCCUCGGAGAUCUACGCCUCCACACGUCUUCCCAGACCACAAUCGGAGAUCAGCAGCCAAUACACGUAUCCCACCAGCGACAAGGUGAGCGUGAAGACCAAAACGACGAGGGGUGGCAAGCUGGUGAUGGAGACGAUGACGGCGCCGCACCCUUGCUGCCCUAACACCCGUAGCGUUUGUUGCCUGAUGGUACUGCUCAACCUUGGGCUCCUGCUCAUCACCCUGGGAUUCGUGGUGGUGUUACAGCUCUACAACCCUGCCUUCGUAUGGUACAUCGGUCUGUGCAUGCUUAUCUUUGGCUUCAUGGUGCUCUUCGGCUCGCUCAUCUACUGUGUGUUCGUGUGCCGGGAGGUGGAGAAGAUGAGACCACCGCCGGGUGAACUGUACUGGACCAACCACUGGACCAAGACGCUCAACAUGCCGGAGAUCCACUACACCAACACACAGUACAAGCCAAGUGACUACAAGGGGUCAGAGUACUCUUUCAAGACUGACCCGAGUAGGACCACAGCCACCAACAGCCAGCGCUACUGAAGACUCGAAGAGAUCGUCAUAACGUUUCUUUCUUUUAGAUUUAUAUGGACUUGAAUUAUUACUCUUACGUGAUAGACAGGUCGAUCCAUGAAGGGAAAUACUGUUAUACGUACUGAUAAUGUGUAAUGUUUUUUCCACUCCAUGUGCGUCAUUAUGGCCAGGUAUAUGAAUUAUUAUUUAGAUGCAGCUACUUCACCCUGAAAAAUGGAGUUUAUAGAAAAAAACUGCUCCGUUAUAUUCAGCUUUCGAAAUUCCAUGUUCUUUCUUAGGGAAGAAUAAUUAACGUUAUGUCCUUUGCGGCACUCCGUCUUUUGGCACCACGAGUAUCCUCAUGGCCUCGCAGAUCAACCACAAAUUUAAUGCAAGAAUUUAAUUUAGCGUACCUUUAGGAGUGUGAGCACAAGCCUUUAUAUCGUAUGAUGAUAUCACUUCACUAAAAAGUAACGUAAGCCAUUAACAAAUUUAAAAAGUGAACAAUAAUCAUCAGUGAAGCGUCUCUGGUUGAAAGAUUCUUCCUGAGUCUCGACAACGAGCCUGAGCCGGAACUUGAUUAGUGUCCACAGUCCAGUCUCUGCCGUACAUCAUGACAAAUAUAUUGUUCAGAGGUAAUUCAUAUGAUUAAGACCAGUGUUAUCAGAGAAAAACGUGGCGUAAGUGUCGGUCUGUGUCAUUGAUCUAUGUUCAUACUUAUAUAGUAACACUCAUGAGGUGGCAACUCAGUCAACUGCAACAAAAUGUCAGACUCGGUUAUAGUCAAUCUCCAUUAGAAUGAUUAAUCUAUGUGGUCCCUCUUAACUGAUCAAGGAAAUAUUUGACUUAGAAAAAAUUGCAUAUGAUUUUGAUGCAAUUAUUACCUUCAUUUUGUUGAUAUGUAUAAACUAAUACGUAAUGUUCAUGUGAUCCGCUGAGGCUCCGACCGUCCGACGUCUGAGCCUCGUUUGAUGUUUAGGAGACCGCGAGACUGUAAGGCGUGUGCUGUGAGUCGAGUAUAGAUUUGUGAUAUCUCACUUUAAACUAUCUUUUUGUGCCUACAUGCUCUCGUCCUGCGCAUGUACUCCGUGCCACGUGCACGUGAGAUCACUGUGCUCUUAGACUUUGUUGUGCACCAUCUAGAGGCUGUUCACGUGCUAGCAAGACCGUGUGACUGUAACAGGUAUAGGAGCUCUGUGACCCAAACACUACCAGAACAAUACAGCUGGUAUUUCUGAGGUAACAUGCUAGAAAAAGAAAACACGCUUAAUGAUUCCAUUCCUUUUAGUUGCUGCUGAUAUACGAGUACAUGUAAACUAAGGGAAGAAGCAAAAGGUCAUCAGUGUGAUUGACAGUCAGUCAUAGUGUGACUGUAUUCCCGUGUCCACCAUCAACUUUCUCCAUACAUUUGCUGUGUAUCGUAAAACUUAUCACUGGUUUACAAAUAGAAAGCAUUAAAGUGAGUAUUUUUGGACACCAUCCAUUAUUAGUGAAGCAACUUUUUAUCAUUAGUAUUGCUUACUUCGAGCACCCGUGGCGGCAGGUAAGGGAUAGGUGUGCCUGGCCAUGGGUUGCCAUGGAAUGACAGGUGUUUUUAGCAGAGCUGGGGUUAUGGGUAUUUGGGUCCAGAAGCUACAGUACCUCAGUUCACAGGUCCCUUGUGCCAAUGUUUCAGUAAGCUGCAUCCUCUGUCCAUUAAAUUCUUACCUAUUUCAUUGUGCAUGUCUUGUGGCUCAAGUUAUUACAUAUUAUCUUAAAGCUGCCUCCAGGAUAUUUUUGUGCUCAUACAUAUUUUUUUUUUAUCUUCAACCACUUUAUAUAUGCUUUCUUGCAUUAACUUAUUACUUAAUCAUCAAAACUGUCAAGAAUGUAAGCAUCAUUAGCUUUAAUGGAAGUCUGCCUCAGCCCAGAGUGAUGGCAUGCUGGUCGAGCAGUGUGCCUUUCUGUAAGUUACCUAAGUUGUUCAGCUGCUGUGUAUGCACAUUUCUGUAGCCAAAUGUUUGUUAAAGCUGUGUGCAAUUCGUAUCGUAUUUACGUUGAGUUCUGUCUGCAGAUUGUUAAGUUCAUUGGGUUAAUCAUACUGUUAAUUCAACUCUUAGGAACUCUGAAUUCCUUAUUAAUGGGCAUUGCUUUGCUGAACUUAUUCUUUUUAUCUAUUUGAUUGUAAGAAAUGCUGGUCUUUCUCUUUUGAUCAGCUUCUCUACAUGCCAGGGGUUGUGGUGGCGUAUGACAGCAAAGAAAUGACCUAUCAGUAGAGUAGUAGUUUUUUUUUUGUGUUUUUUAGAAUGCUGAAAUAUACUACCUAGUCCACUUUCCUGGUGCAUUUAUUGACAUUAUAAUACAAGAUAAUAUGAUUGUCCUCUAGUUAUGAAUUAACUAACUAAUUCCAAAUGAAGACAUGUAAGUUUUCUAGAUUCAUUACAAUGGAGGAUACAAAAUAAUUUGUUUUACAUUUUCCAAGAAAUGACCAGUAAUAAGGAAAUGUUCCUGAAGAACUUUUAAAUUAAGCAUAAUAUAGGUUUAAUAUGAUUUGUAAAGCAAUGUUAAUUAAAUGUGUGCCAGGAUGAUUUAUGAACCCUUUUGUAAGGAUGAAAAGAGUGGAACUAUUUAAGCACACUAACAUGACACUAUAAACUGUGCAAUCAUUUUUCAAAUGUUAGAAUAUUGGAAGAAGGUAAGAUCCUGAACACACUUCAUGUCAUGCUUUUUCCUAGAAUAUUUAAAUCCAAUGCAUUAAUAUUAUUACUUACUUACUUAGAGAUAUUUGCAUUUCUUUGAUCAUUUGCAGGACCAACAGAUCACCUAGUCACACACAUAAGGAUCUGGACAAGGGCUGAACAUUGAACUGUAUGUACUAUUAUCAUAUGUAUAUGUUCUAUUGAAAACUGAUUUGUUCAGUUUAUGAGUGUUAUGUGCAAGGAUAUCAUUGCAGAUCUUAUUUUUCUUAUUCUGGUAAUUAUGAUCUUGUGCCAUAUAUUUGUUUCAUAUUCUAAUGAUUUCAUUGCUGCAAUAUAUUUUUUCAUGUUAUUAAAGUGUCUAUGAUAAUAUUUGCAUGUAAAAUUUUGUUGUUUUGAAGUUAUGCACUUGAAAUGCAAUUAAUAUGCAAGGUGGAAAGAUCAAUGGAUAGAAAUGUUAGUAAACAAUCAGUAUGAGCAACUAAUGCUCAAUGAAAGGAGGUAUCUUUUAACUUGAAAUUUGUGAAAAAUUAUUUUUAUACUUACUCUAUUUUGGUGUAUGAUAUUGAUUAUUACACUUUCUGUAUAUAUUUUUUAAUGCAAACUCUAUUGCAUGUAAUGCUUAUGUAAAUAUAUUACAGUAACAUUUU
Molecule: messenger RNA, 4826 nt
Organism: Portunus trituberculatus (swimming crab)
Lineage: Eukaryota; Metazoa; Arthropoda; Malacostraca; Decapoda; Portunidae
Exons: 6
Coding region: 671-1531 (286 amino acids)
Source: RefSeq, a predicted model, not a curated record